Messenger RNA from Symbiodinium pilosum, 882 nucleotides. Lineage: Eukaryota; Dinophyceae; Suessiales; Symbiodiniaceae. The record is from the annotation of a GenBank genome assembly.
AUGACAUAUCGGCUCCAGCCCAAGACACCAGCGCUGGUCCUGCAUUAUCGUGCAGACAUGUCGUCGUCCUCCUCCUCAUCUGCCUUCUUGGGUGCCGUGGCCGUUGGGGCGGCGGCAGGCGCCCUGGCAGGCGGCGAGAAGAGCUUCGUUGAGGAGCACGCUGCUCAGGCGCUUGCACGAGAAUUUGCUCCCAGGCGUUGGCCUCACACUGGCAUUGCGGCGCCCAGCCGCCCAACGGUAGCCGAGAAGCUGAAGCAGGCUCUUGUGGUGCCUGUGGUCGCCAUGCAGGAUGCAUCUGGCGCCCCUGCGCUGGCCGCAGCUCUGAUUGAGGGCGGGCUGACGGCCAUCGAGGUGGUCUUCCGAACCGCUGCUGCUGAGGAAGCGCUGCGGCGGAUGGCAGCAGCAGAGCCCAAUGCUUUAGUGGGCGCUGGGACGGUUCUGUCUGUGGACCAGGCAAAGAGAGCUGUCGAUGCUGGAGCCCAGUUCAUCGUGUCUCCAGGCUUGAACCCGGAGGUUGUGAACUGGUGCCUGGAAAAUGGCGUUGCAGUCAUCCCGGGUGUUGCCACACCAACAGAGGUUGAGAGCGCGAUGCGCCUCGGUCUCUCUGUGUUGAAGUUCUUCCCAGCUGAGGCCAAUGGCGGAGUGAACGCGUUAAAGGCCAUCUCGGCCCCAUACGGACAGAUCACGUGGAUGCCCACAGGUGGUGUGUCCGAGGAUAACCUCGAGAAGUACCUGAUGUUGCCGCAAGUGGCGUGCUGCGGCGGCUCCUGGAUGGUCCCACAGGACGCUGUGGCCCAGGGAAAUUGGCGAUAUGUGAAGGAUUUGUCGCAGCGCGCACGCCAGCUUGCGCAGACCAUCGCGACGAAGAAGCGUGGCAAGUGA